AUGAGUUCCCAAAAGAGUGGAUUACUUGAUCAGAUAUUGUUGGAGGAUAUUGCCCGUUACUGUCCACAACAAUUUCUUGCUUUUCACCAAUGUAUGACAAAGCCAGAAGAAGAUCCAAAUGGAUGUGCUCAAGAGCAAUUCAACUUGGCAAGCUGUAUUAGGAGAUCUGUUCCCACAUUUCAAAGAAUACAAGGUGUAUGUGCUGGUAAGCUUCAAGCGUAUGAAGCAUGUCUAACUAUGAAUAAUAGCAAAACGGAAAGGUGCACCGACGAGCUUCAAUCGUUGAGAGAUUGUGCAUUUAGUUCGAUUGAAAAAUAG
Messenger RNA from Priceomyces carsonii, 318 nucleotides. RefSeq lists its product as uncharacterized. Gene Ontology annotation, cellular component: mitochondrial intermembrane space. The transcript has a single exon. The record is from RefSeq and is a predicted model, not a curated record. Bases 1 to 318 code for a protein of 105 amino acids. Gene Ontology annotation, biological process: cellular respiration. Lineage: Eukaryota; Fungi; Ascomycota; Pichiomycetes; Serinales; Debaryomycetaceae.